GGGCGAGUCCCCGCGCCACCUGUGCACACUCCCGCUUCCCCGCGCCCCGCGGCGUGUCCAGCCGUCCCCGGACCUGGGCCUGGACCAGCCUCUGGCGGUUAGAGUUUAAUUUGGAAACGUUCGAUUUUGUUCCUGUGUGUGUGUGUGAAUAAUCGUUUUACUACGGCCGUGCAACAGUUGUGCAAAUCUGGUCGAAUUACGCCAUCGUCAUUACUUGCUCCCGAGAAGGCCCUUUCCAGCUCCUUCGGUUUUCUGACGCGAUGAUUGUUGGUAGCUCGCGGGAGAAAUGCAUAACACGAUACUGGUUCUCAAGGGACUGGAAUGGUUUUCGCCCCAAAAUGGAGCAUCCUUUUUAUUUAGUUAGUUAGUUUACUGCAGCAAAAUACUACGGGGGGAAGACGGGGGCGUGAAGAAAACCCGUAGUAAUCUCAUCCUCAGUAGAGAAUUUUACAGUUUCGAGUGUAUCUGUCCAUUCUUUUUAGAUGUUUACCAGGAUUCAUAUAGCGGAUGAAAUGCCUGCCCUUUUCUGCUCACGAUGCUGGUUUAAUUGAUUUAUUUUCCCCUUCAGUGUGGGAAUUCAGAAAAUCAAAGCUUUCAAAUAAAAGUAAUAGCUUUGAGUAUUCAAGGACAGUAGCCAUUUUGGUUAUUCAACAUGCAGAGGAAACAAGGAUAUUGCAGCUAUUGCCGUGUGCAGUAUCCUAACCUGGAACAGCAGACCCUCACUAAAGGAAAAACUAAAAGGAGUUCUUCAGGCAGAAGGAAAAUGAUUCCAGAUGGAAGCUCAGAGAUACAGGAAGUAAUGAAGAGCAAUGGAAAGCAUUUGUUCAGUGCUCAGCACAGAAGCUUGACCAGACAGAGUAGACGUCGGAUAUGUACCAGUAGUUUGAUGGAACGUUUCUUGCAGGACGUACUGCGACACCACCCAUAUAAUUAUCAAGAGAACAGAGCAUCACAAAAUGAGAUGUCUAUGAAUGCUGCAUCACCUGAAGUGGUUCAUUUGGAAGACUUCUUUUCUGAAGAAUAUGUGGAGGAUACUCCUGAAACCAUAGGAGAAACACUCUCUGAGAGUUCUGAAUCUGUUGAAGAGUUAACUUCUGAACCUAGUGAUCAAUCACAGGAGCCUGUAAAGGAGAUAGCAGUUCGACCAUCAGUUAUUCAAAAACUGGAGAAGGGACAGCAGCAGUCCUUGGAGUUUGUUCAUAAAAUUGAGAGUGGUAUGAAAAAAAUAAAUCCGGUAGAUAUUGGUCAAGCUACAAGUAGUGGGAAAAAUCCAGUACGUCCCCCAGUGAUUUGUAAUGCUCCUGCUAGUUGUUUAACUGAAAGAUCUUAUGAUAGACCAGUUGCGACUACUACUGCUAGGCUACCACUAGCAGUCCACUUGGAUUCAGUUAGCAGAUAUGACACAAACAAAGUUCACAAACACCUUGAACAACUAGACAUGUUCUCUAGAAAUCCUGUGCCAUCUGCCCAUGUAGAAACUUCAGUUUCAAACAAGAAUCCUAAAGAAUCAAAUAGGAAAUCUUUAAGUGUAAAUUCUGAUAAGUUGGUUUUACAGAAAGAUGUGAGAUCUCAGGGUGAGUUGUCACCUGGCUUUAAAUUCUGUGAACUUAAGGGUACUGAAAAUUCUGUAAGAGUUAAAUCUUCUUUCAGAGUAGCAGUUAACUCAGCAGUAAAUCUGAAUAAAACUGACAAGCCUUCUGAUAAGGGAAUCUUUGAAGAUGCCAUUCCAAAACACCAUGAGGAAUUACUUUCAAAUAUGGAUUGUAGCCAAGAAGAAGAGCAUUUGGUUUUUAAGAAGUCAUCAUUUUUGAAACAAAAGUUCUCAGUGAGUUCUGAAGCGAAGUUUGAUUGUGGUCCUCUUCAGUCAGCAUCUGAUCAAUCCCAAGAGGCUGUCCAAGACUUAAGCCUUUGGAAGGAAGAGCAAGUUGACCAAGAAGAUGAGAACUAUGAAUCCAGAGGUUCUGAAAUGAGUUUUGAUUGCGGUUCUUCUUGUCAUUCACUGACUGAUCAAUCUGAAAUGUCUGACAGAGAAAUAAACCUUUCAGAGGAAACACAUGCUGAUUUACCACAUAAGAAUAAAAAGUCUUGUGUUUCUGAAAAAAGUUCUGAUCGUAAUGAUUCUCUUCAGGCAGUUACCAAGCAAUCACAAGUUUUUGUUAAAGAAGGAGGGCUUCAGAAGACAGCGCGCAUUAGCCUGGUUGACGAAAGCUAUGAAACUAGUGGUUCCGAAAUGAAUUCUGAUUGUGAUGAAGACUUACCUCAGUCAGCUAAAAAGUACCGCCAACAGCCUGUGAAAGAAGUAGACCUUCCUCACAUUAGUUUGGUUGAUAGGGACUAUGGAUGGACCAGCUCUGAAUCAAGUGCUGAUUCCAUUUUCUCACUUGAGUCAGUGGUUAAUGAGUCCUCAGUGGUUGUUACAGAAAAGCAAGUUUGGAAGAAGGCUCACAUUAGGUUGGUUGAUGCAAGCUAUGGAUCCAGUUGUUCUGAGUCAAGUUUUGAUUGUGAUACUUCACCUCAUUCAGUAGUUGACCAACCUCAAGUGACUGUCAAAGGAAAAAAACCGAAACACAGACACGUCCACCUAAAAAAUAAGAAACGUAAACCCAGUCGUGCUAAAGCACAUCUUGAUUGUGAUGUUUCUCUUGAGACAGUGGCUGAUGAACCCCAGAGGGCUGUUGAAGGAAAAUAUCUUCUGAAAGCGAAGAAUGCUGACCUUGUGGAUAUGAACUGUGAGUCUCAUGGUCCUGAAAUGGGUUUUCAUGCUGAUGCUCAAUUAGUGGCUGAUCAAUCUCAAGUAGCAGUUAAAGAAGUAAACCCUCAGAAAGUAGAUAAUGACCUAGAGAAUAAGAGUAUUCAAGCUAGCAUUUCUUAUCUAAGUUUCGAUUCUCAUGCUUUUCUUUAUCAGUCAGCUAAUGAUCAACCUCAAGGGGCUUUGGGUGAAGUAAAUCUUAAAGAGUUAAAUGUCGACAUGGAAGUUAAGAGCUAUGGGUGCUCCAGUUCUGAGUUGACAUUUGAUUCCGAUUCCCCUCUUCUGUCAGUUACUGAGCGGUCUCAGCUGGAUGUUGAAAGAAUAAAAGAAGAUCACAUUAACCUGGAAGAUGAGAGCUGUGAGUCAAAUAGUUCUGACAUAACUUUUGAUUCUGAUAUUCCUGAUUGCUCAGUAGUUGACCAACCUGAAGUAGCUGUUGGUGAGGAGGAACCUGUUGAUCUGGAAAAUAAGAGUAAUGAAUCUUGUAUUUCUGAAAUAACUUUUGAUUCUGAUAUUCCCCUUCAUUCAGGAAUUGAUCAUCCUGAAGUAGCUGUUAAAGAAGUAAUCAUUCAGGAAGAAGAAUACGUACAUUUAGAAAGGAAGAAUGACAAACCCAAUGAUUCUGAAAUAAAUUUGGAUUCUUAUGCCCCUCUUCAUUCAGUGACUAAUCCUCCCGAAGUAGCUGAUAAAAAGCUAAGUCCACAAAAAGAAGAGCAGGUACUCUUUAAAAACAAGGAAAAUGAGCCUGCUGAUUCUGAAUUAAAUUUUGCUUAUAAUACCAUUUUUCCUUCAAUGACUGGACAUUCUGAAGAUUCCUUUAAAGACAUAGACUUUCAGAAAGAAGAGCAUAUACACUUUGAAAAUCAGAUUAAUGAAUUAAGUGUUUCUAAAACAAGAUUGGAUUCUGAUAUCCCUCUUCACUCAGUGAUUCACAAACCAGAAGUAGUUGUUAAAAAUAUAUGGCUUCAAAAAGAAAAGUAUGCUGAAUUCCAAGGUAAAAAUGUUGAACUUAGUUGUUCUGAAAUAAAUUCAGAUUCUGAUAUCCCUCACCCUGUGGCAGAACCUCACAUAGCCGUUAAGAGAAAAGAGAAAAGGAAGCAUAUUAUAGAAGCGAAGAGUCCUUAUCUUGGUGAUUCUGAACUACUUUUCAGUUCUGACAUCCUUCCUCAGUCAAUAGCUGAAAAACCUCAACUAGCUGUUUUGAAGAAGGAUCAUAUUAACCCAGAACGUCGAAGUACUGUACUUAAAGGUUUUGAAAUAAAUGUGAAUAUUGAUGCCUCUCUUCAUUCAGUCACUGACCAACCUCAGCUGACCCUUUGGAAGGAAGAACAUGUUGAUCUGAAAGAUAAAAGUAGCAAACCUAGUAAUUCUAAAAUAAAUUUCCAUCCUGUUGACUCUCUUCAGACUUCACUUAAACGUCCUGAAGUGAUUAAGAGUGUAAGCCUGUGGAAGGAAGAGACUGUUGCCCUGGAAAAUAAGACUGAUGAACCUCGUGGUUCUGAGGCAAUGCAUGAUACUGAUGUUUCUCUUCAGUCUACAGCUGACCAACCCGAGGUAGCUAUUAAACAAACAAACCUUGCGAGUGAAGAUCAAAUGUAUUUGGAAAUUAAAAAUAGUCAAUAUAGUUCCGAAACAAGUUCGGAUUCUGAUUUCUUAGUUCAGGCAGUAGUUGAUCGACCUCAAAUAACUGUUUUGGAGCCAGACCACUUUGAAGUAGAAGAUAAGCACAAUCAAGCUUGUGAUUCUGAAGUAAGUUUUGAUUCUGAUGACUCUAUUCAGUCAGUGACUGACCAGGUCAGUGAAACUGUUAAAGAAAUAAAUCUUUGGAAGGAUGAAGACAUUGACAUGGAAGAUAAGAGGGAUGAAGCCAAGAGUUUUAAAAUUGUAUAUGAUUCUGAUAUAGAUGUACUUCAGCCAGCAGCUGGCCAAGCUGAAGAAGUAGUUCCAGAGAUCAGCCUUUGGAAAGAACAUGUUGACUUGGGAGAUAAAAUUGUUAAACCUAGUGAUCCUAAAAUAAAUUUUGAUUCUGACAAACCUCUUCAAUCUGUGACUAAUAAAAUUCAAGAGCCUGCUAAAGAAAUAAAUCUAUCAAGAGAAGGACAUGUUUGUCUGGAUGAUAAGGGCUAUGAACCUGAUGGUUCUAGAAUAAUAUAUUUUUCAAAUAUCCCUUUUCAGUCAGUGAUUCAGCGAACACAGACUUUGGAAGAGGGACCUGCUAAUUUGGAGGUUAAGAGCAGUGGUCCUUGUGGUCCUGAAAUACAUUUUGAUUCCAGUGAUCCUUGUCAGUCAAUGGCUGGCCAGCUGCAGGAAACUGUCAAAGAAAUCAAUCUGAAGGAAGACCAUAUUUACCUGGAAGAUAAGAGCUAUAAACUAGUUGAUUGUGAAGCAUGUUAUGAUUCUGAUGUUCCUGUUCAGUUUGUAGCAGAUCAAUCUCAUGUGUCUGUCAAAGAAAUAAACUUACAAAAGGAGGAUCACAAUGACCUAGAAAAUAACAACUACACACCUUGUUGUUCUGAAAUAAGAUGUGAUUCUGGUGUUCAUCUGCAAUCAGAAGUUGACCCAUCUCAAAUGGCUUACAAAGAAACAAACUUUCAGAAGAGAGAACUUCUUGGUAUGGAAGAAAAGUCCAAUGAACCUAGUGAUUCUGAAAUGAUGUCUGAUUCUGAUGUCUCUUUUCAAAUAGUAGUUAACUCAUCAUCCCAAAUGUCAGAUGGAGAAUCAGAUUCUCCAGAGGUGGUGUUUGUGGAUGUGAUGGCUAGUGAUAGUGAUUGUGAUCGUGAAGUAAUAUCUGAUUCUAAUGUCCCUCUUGAGUUAGUGACUGACCCACCUCAUAUGACUAUCCCAGAAACUAGCUGUAUAAAUGCAGAACCUGUUGAUGUGGGAAAUAACUAUUGUAACUACUGUGGUUCUCAACUAAGAAAUGUUUCUGAAGCAUCUUCUCACUCAGUGGCAAGCCAACCCAAAGAGUCUUUCAGAAUAAUAAACCGGAAGAAUGACUAUAUUAUUCUGGGAGAUUCUACUUGCCAGUCAUGUGGUUAUGAAAUAGAUUUUAAUGGUGAUGCCUCCGAUCAGACCAUGACUUACCAGUCACAAGGGCUUGACGUGGAAGAUAAGAGUUGUGAAUAUAGUGGUUCUGAAAGAAAUUUUAAUUUGGAAAAUAGUUCUCAGCCAAUGACUCAUCAACUUCAGCAAACUGACAAGGAAGACAACCUUUGGAAAGAACUAAAAGAUAAGAGCUGGGAAUCUAGUGUUUCUGCAGCAGGUUCCGCUGCCGCUUCUGCAGCAGGUUCCGCUGCCGCUUCUGCAGCAGGUUCCGCUGCCGCUUCUGCAGCAGGUUCCGCUGCCGCUUCUGCAGCAGGUUCCGCUGCCUCUUCUGCAGCAGGCUCCGCUGCCGCUUCUGCAGCAGGUUCCGCUGCCUCUUCUGCAGCAGGUUCCGCUGCCUCUUCUGCAGCAGAUUCCGCUACCUCUUCUGCAGCAGGUUCCGCUACCUCUUCUACAUCAGUGAUCCGUCAGACAACAGUUAGAAAGGGUGUUUUGAAGUCAAGACGUAGAGAUCAAGAAAGUACGAGUUGUAAAUCUUGCUCUGAGAUGGGUUUUCAGUGUGAUCCCUCUCAUCAUUCUGACACUAACCAGCCUCGAGAUGCUGUUAAAAAACGCUCAGUUAAGAGGGUAACUUUUGACUUAGGAGAAAAGAGCCGUGAUUCUCAGUCAGACUCUGCUCCCAUGGUUGAUUCUGGAAAAAACCUGGAAAAAGACAAGGUAGUCAUGGAUGAUCCUGAUGAACCAGUUAUUGAGGCCUCGCCACAUGUACCUCCUUCAUUUGUGGGGAAAACAUGGUCUCAAAUAAUAAGAGAAAAUGACUCAAAAAUUAAUGCCCUUGUGAAAGAAUUUAAGGAAGGUCGUUUUCGCUGUUACUUUAAUGAUGAAUCUAAGAUCAAAAACAUUGCUUUGAAUAAAGAAAAACAGACUACCUGGCCUGUCUUUAAUCAGGCCACUGCAUCAGUUCAAACUGUGUCAAAUCAUGAUGAUUUUGCAGGUGGAAUUUCUGCAGAUGUUGAUAACUGUGCAGUGGCCGUAGAGAAACCAUGCUGUUACUAUGCUCUAGCAGAGAGGUUUCUUUCUAAACAAAGUUGGCAUGUGGCUUCUCAGAGCCAGACAGAAAAAGUCAGCCAUGGAACUCAAACCAGUUUUGUGACUUACCCUUUGAAGAAAAGAAAAAUAGUUAGACAAGAGGAAGACUCACCAAAAAAAAAGUGUUUGCAGACUGACAGAAAAGAAAAAAAAAAUGUCCAGAUUGGAACAGUUGAAUUGCCUGCAUCGCAAACUAAAGUUUUGGAGUCCGUACAUCUCAAACCUGUAGUUCGUGUUCUUUCUUCUCUAAAUGUUAAACCGAAGGAAGGUGAGCCCUGCAGCUCGCCUAAAGUGAACCACUGUGCUUGUGAUAAUGAUCUACAGUUUCUGUGCAAAUAUAAACAGGGUAACCGUAAUUGCCCGUCACUUCUGAAAAUUGUAAAUACUCUUCCACCGAACCUGGUGAUAUCAGAGUCUGACAUGUGUAAGUGUAACAUUCAUCUUCAUGAGAGUGACUUAAACUCUAGUGCAGGAGAGAAUGAUGCUGUACAAAACCUUGCUUCAACAUCUCAUAUGAUAAUACCAGCAAGAUAUGAAUUGAGGUCACGUCGUGGGACCAGUGAAUCUUCUACAUUUCUAGAAAAUUCAGAGGUGGUAAAUGCUAGUGAGGUUCCAGAGGGAGGUAAUUUCCAGCUAACUCUUUUAAGUCAUGGUGUUGCCAAAAUCUCUCCAAAAUUGGUCAGAAAUGAGUUUUUUGAAAGUAAAAGUAAAAAGAAAAUUCAGAGAAGGAAUGUUAUGACAACUAGUAAAAACCCAAGUUUUCCUAAAAAGCUGUUUAAAGCAAUUAUUCUCCGUCAGAAAGCCAGAAUAGCUUCAGAAAAAUGGUCAGUUUGGAUUCGGACCAAAGUAAAUGACAUAAUUAGAAAAUACAUUUCAAAAUACUCAGCUUUUCUGCGUCAUAGAUACCAGUCCAGGACCACUUUCUUUGGAAUACAUCUUAAGAAGAAAACAUCAGGUGCCAGUAGGCUAGAAGAGGUAGAGAAAUCAACCCAAACGCUUUUGGACACCUCAGUUCCACCAGCUGGUGCUAAAGAGAAGCUAAGGGCUAUCGUGAGUCCUCUGAAGCAACCUGUGCAGCAUGCUUCCAGAGCUGUAGGAAGAAAGAAGCCUAAAAAAAGUCACCGUCGCAAAAAGAAAAGGCCUAUACCUGUUAGAGAAUACGAUCUGAGAAGUUCAUGUUACAUACCAGAUUCUGAUAGAAUGAUGACUCGGCUCUCAAGCAAAUUGAAAAGUAAUGAGGUAAAAUAGAAAUUUUUGUGUUACGUCUGGUUGAGGAUUCAGUACUUCAAUUGAAAUACAUUUGGUACUUUAGUGCACAUAGCUUUCCCAACUUUGGUGGGAAAACUAACCUUAAACUAUUUUGCUAUAGAUAUUAUUUUUCAGAACUUUUAUAUUCAUUUACAAUUAGUGUCUAGGGUCUUUUUUUUUUUAAGAUUCAGAAGCAACCUUUGUCCAACAUUUUCUGUAGAAGAGCUUCAUCUUAAUUUGUCAUGAUAUAAUUUAGCGCAGUAUAUAGAAUUUUGUCCCUCAAAUUGUCCUUAUUUAUUUUUUUAUAAUCUCUCUUGUGCCAGCAAGUUAUAACAUUAGGAGAAUGAAAAUAACAAACUUACUAAUGCCAUCUUCUUUUAAAAAAUUGAGACAAAUGCAUAAGUACUUACAUUCUAUUUCAGAGAAGCAUUGUCAAUACAGUAUUCUAACUGGAUAAUUACAAAGAAGGAACUACAAUACCAACUAUCUCAACUUUUAAACAGGGUUGACUUAAACUAUCACAAACAAAAUAUAAUUUAUCUUUCUCUUAAAAGCAUUCCAGAGAAUGAGAUUUGAUAAUCUUCAAUCCAGUUUUUAAAAAGUGCCUGGUGAUUUUAUAGAUACAAUACAAAUUCCUUCUGCUUCAUUUAAAUUGGAUCUGCAAGUCUGUAACUUUCCUCAUUUGGACAUGGACUCAUAAGACUCCUCUUUAGCAUUCUUAGCUCUUAAGGGGAAAAAAUUUUACUAGCGUGAUUAGGCUUUUUAACCACCUUUACUACCUUUUACAAAGAAGGUUGGUGGUUUAAUAUAAAAAUCUAGUUAAUUUUAUGGCCUUAUCCCUUUAAAAUAUCUUAGACAUUACUCUACUUACCACUUUUAAUAAAUUGAACUGGAAUUAUUGGCUUGGUAACAUUAUUUGGGGAGGCCAUUAAUUAUUGUCAUUAGUAAAUUACUUAAUAUUUCAAAAAAUUGAAUAAAACUGGUAACCUAAAUGGAGGCCCAUUUUGCAAGUGGAAACCCAUAGCAUGUUAGUUUAUCUUAAAUUAUCAAAUUGGUUAUCCUAAACUUAGAUAACCAAUUUGAUAGUUUAUCUUAAACUAACUGAUUUUAAUAGAUUAAAUAAAAGAUGUGAAGAUACACAGCAUAAGUCUAGAGUACUUGAGCAUAUUCAGAUCCUUUAUUCAGGACAUUGGUUAAACUGGUACAUAUUAAUCCAGUUAUCCUGUUAAGCCAAGAUCCUGAAUCUUUUUCAGUCAUUGAUGUUAAGGGGAAACAUGAUUUCACCUAUACUGUGUAACUACUAUAUUUUAUCGAAACUAGAGUCAGUGUUAAGAUGUGUCUUGAUUUCAGAGAUUAAAAAAUGUGUUACCUUAGAAUUAAUGAACUAUAAAUGUGGUUUUGUUUCAGGGGCCAUUAUUUAACCUGUGGGUGUGUGAUGAUGGUGUUUUGAUGUAAUUUCUUUACUUCUAAAUUUAAACAUAAUUAUGUCAAAAAAGUGGACAAAUGUGGUGUAUCUUUUAGUUGCAAAGCAACAUAUAUAGCAUUUCUUCAAACUUGCCUCCUUACAUACAAACGUUUUAAUUUCCUUUCUUAAAAUAUCACUGUGGGCCUCUAGUUCACAAUCAUCCUCCAAAUUUAAUUUAGAAAGAAAGUUCUGUCCUACUAAUUAGGAAGUAAACGAACAAGCCGAUAUGUAAAAAUACUCAGAUUGGGGACUGAUGUCUUUUUUUCCCUAUGAAAUAGACACACAGCUCCCUUAGGGUUCUAUUAAUAGACAUUCUUUAAGUGUAAGUGUAAGCAUAAAAGCAAGAGUUUAUACGGAAAUAAUACACUAUGUAAAUAUUACAAAUUCUGUCUGUUGUGAUUACAUCAUGGGGAGAGGCAAGUGAUCAAGAAUAAAAGUUAAAAAAAAUGUUGCCACCAUUUACACAUUGGAAGCUCUUCUAAGUACCUUUUUAAGGGACAAAAGGAAAAACGGUUGUAUUUAAAAUCUACAUUAACAUAAGUACAUUACAACACUGAUGAUUUUGUUUAACAUCUUGGAAAUGUUUACUAAGUUCUUAUAACCAUCAUUAUUUUAGGCAAGCUUGAAAACUUGAUAUUGUAAAAAUUAUAACUUAAGUUAAAUUGGAAAUGAAUUACUUUCAGAAUUUGAUAGGAUACAAGAUGUGCCCCUUUGUCUAAAUAAAUGUUGGCUUAAUUUGCAGAUUAAAUAAAACAAUUGGUGAUUUUGUGUAGUCACGAAUGCAUUAUAUUCUUUUCAUAGUAAAAAGUCAAAUUACAACCAUAAUGAAUAUUUUAUCAAUCUUGUCCUUUUUCAGUAUCUUGCAUAGAUUUUUAUUGUAAUUGUCCUGAGUUAUACAGUAUGUGGACAAUAUUGUGUAAUGUGUGUUUUUGCAUUUGUGCAUUUAAAUUAUUUAUGUAACUAGGGCUCUGAGUAACACUUUUUUUUUUGCUUAAAGAAAAGCUAUAUUUAAAUAUUCAAAUAAUUAUAUAUUUCCAUGUAAAACUAAUGUGAAGACUAAUGUAUUUUUUAUAAUGCAAUUUAAAGUGUAAACUUGUUUUUGAAGUUAUCAAGAUAAAAUUUAUUAAAUAUUGAAAUUUGUGUCUACUCUCUCCGCAUAUUAGAAGCCUUUCUGGAAAAACUUAAAGAAUCAGAGAAUAAUUAAAACAGAAGUACUUUUUAUAAAUGGUCUGAGAGAUAUUAAAUAAGAGAUUAUAAAUGUUGAUGCUGGUGAGAAAAUAGUUUAACCAAAGAUACACAGAUUAUAUUCAAAACAGUGAUUAUUUCAAAGAAUUAAAAUUAAACAACCAUUUAUUUAUCUGAUAGAAUGGUGGAUUAGCAACUUUUCUCUCUGUUUACCUGUAUUGAAAGUACCCAUGAAAAGGAUUGAGUUCAGGAGGCAUUUCACUGUUUGACACCUACUGGGAAGGGAAAAAUUUAGUGCCUCCAGUACCAUAGCCUGUAUUAUGAAAGACAGAAUAGUAUGGAAUGUACAUAUAUCAGUGAGAUAGGUGCUUUUGUCCUCAGUUUAAAAAACAAUUGCUAUCAUAGUGAAAGUCUUUCAGUAAGAACUUUUAUGGGUAGAAAAUAUGGAAAAUACUGAAAAAUCUUGUAUUUAUGGAAUUACAUGCCAAAAUGUCAACUUAAGAAUAUUUAGGAAAGGAAAAGAGACUGGGUACUACACGUUCCAGUAUUUCCUUAUCCUUUAGAGUCUAGAUAUUAAGGAAAUAACAAGAUAAUUUAGUAUAUUUUCCUUUGCCUCUUAUUCCCUAUAUGGUAUUUUUAAAAUUCUCCCAAAAUAUUUUAAGCUAUAUAUCUUAAGGAAUAGGUGUAGGAUGAAAUAAAAUUUGUCGCUGAAUCUUUAUUAUACUUUCUUUCUGUGUUUUUAAUUUAUUGCAUACAUGUUAUGAUAAAUUGCUUUCUGGUUUUAUUUAUUUUAAUACACUUUUAAAUGAGCCUGGAAAGAAAUUUAUUUUCCAGAUUCUCAAGCUCAGUCCUUCCUGAGUACAGCUCAUUGUUCUAAGCUUUACCUUUAUUCUCAUUCAAUCUUCAAAGAACCCUUACGAAUUGCUAUGACUAUUGCUAUUCGAUGAGAAAAUUGAGACAUAGUUUAUAUCAAUCUCCCCUUGACAUCCCCAGUUUUAGGCCACCAUUAUUCUAAUUUCUGUCUUUCUCGUUUUGCUUUUCUGGACAUUUCAUUUAAAUGGAACUAUAAAACAUGUAGUCUUUUGUGUUUGCUGCCUUUCAUUUACCAUGACUUUUUGAGGCUCACCUGUGUUGUAGCAUAUAUCUGUAUUUUGUUCCUUUUUAUUACUAUAUAGCAUUCACAGUUUUUAAUGAAACCAAUAACAAAACCCUGGUCUCCUGAUAACAAUUAUGAUAAGGUCAUUGGGUAUGAGGCUAGCUGUUCCCUUUAUGCCUCUUAUAUUUGUUGUUAUUGAUUAAUCCCCAAAUCCAAGACCAGAUAGGAUUAUUGCUUUUUUUUUUUUUGAGUGUUUUUAUCCCACAUUUCAAUGCUCUAUGCUUAUUUUACUGACCAUUUUGUCAUUUUUUCCCCCCUAUCUCAGUGAAUUUGCAUUUUCAGUGUCAACACAUUACCCCAUGUCCUCAAUCCUUUCAUGAUGGAUUGCUUGCAGGUAACUGGAAUUUGAGAAUCAUAUUCAAGUUGCAUAUUCUAAUCCACAUAUGCCACAGAACCAGAAAGUGUUCAUGGUGUACUGGUUGUGGUGAACACUCUUUUUAUUUUAAGUUACUCUCCUACAUACUUAAAAUACAUACCAUCAAAAUUAGGAAAUCAACAUUGAUGUGAUAGAAUCAUCUACUCUACAGACCUUAUUCAGAUUUUACAGAUUGUCCCAAGACGUCCUCUGUAGGUCCUGGAUUUGAUUCAGGAUUGAAAACUUCAUGGUUCUUUAGUUUCUUUCAGUAUGGAGCAGUUCUUCAGCCUUUCUCUGUAUUAAUAGCAUGGCAUUUUGAAGAUGAACUGGUUUCUUUGUGGAAUAUUCCUCAGUUUGAGUUUGUCUGAUGUUUCUUUGUAAUCUAUGCGUUUUUGGGAAUUCUGUGUUCUCAGUGUAUCUUAACAGAAGCCAUGUGAUGUCAGUUUGAAUAAAUGUGGU
This is a messenger RNA of Sciurus carolinensis (gray squirrel), 12748 nucleotides long. It is a transcript of the gene Zdbf2, whose product is annotated as zinc finger DBF-type containing 2. NCBI's taxonomy places the organism in Eukaryota, Metazoa, Chordata, Mammalia, Rodentia, Sciuridae. The record is from RefSeq and is a predicted model, not a curated record. Gene Ontology annotation, biological process: genomic imprinting; epigenetic programming of gene expression.